CAAGAUGCACACGUAGCAAGACAGUCCCAAUGUUGGGCGAAAAUUGUGGUAGGUAAGUGGUGUUCUGAUCGGCUUUAGGUUCCCAGCCUUGCAUUUUUACGAGGGAUUCCAUUUGUCCUCUUUGUUCCUGUGCGGGCACGGAGGAAAAGAAAACAGCAUGUUUAGCUGUUCACGUGCAGUUGCGGAAUGUCACGGAGAAAGCCGGGUCCUGACUCAUGUGUAGGAAGCCGCUAGGAGAAUGAGUGGAUUAACUUUCAGGUCAGCAAAGGGCCAUUGGAUGACAAACCUCAGCCGGCCACGUUCUCAAGGACCUACUGAGUUAUUUGUGCCACCAAGCCCUCCUUUGGACCCUGAAAAGAUCAAAGAGUUACAGCGCUUCAUUACCCUUUCCAAGAAGCUUGUAGUGAUGACAGGUGCAGGAAUCUCCACCGAGUCUGGGAUUCCAGACUACAGGUCUGAAAAGGUGGGUCUCUACGCCCGCACUGACCGGAGACCCAUCCAACACAUUGAUUUCAUCCGCAGUGCUCCAGUCCGCCAGCGGUACUGGGCCAGAAACUUUGUGGGCUGGCCUCAGUUCUCCUCUCACCAACCCAACCCUGCACACUGGGCCUUGAGCAACUGGGAGAAGCUUGGGAAGCUGCACUGGUUGGUGACACAGAAUGUCGAUGCGCUGCACUCCAAGGCGGGGAAUCGGCGGCUGACAGAGCUCCAUGGAUGCAUGCACAGAGUCCUGUGCUUGAAAUGUGGGGAACAGACUCCCCGCAGGGUGCUGCAGGACCGCUUCCAAGUCCUGAACCCCAGCUGGAGCGCUGAGGCGCAGGGUGUGGCCCCGGACGGUGAUGUGUUCCUCACGGAGGAGCAGGUCCGGAGCUUUCAGGUCCCGUCCUGUGAUCGCUGCGGUGGCCCUCUGAAACCAGAUGUCGUUUUCUUUGGGGACACAGUGAAGCCAGACAAGGUUGACUUUGUGCACAGGCGUGUGAAAGAGGCUGAUUCCCUGCUGGUGGUUGGAUCGUCCCUGCAGGUGUACUCUGGCUACAGGUUCAUCCUCACUGCCUGGGAGAAGAAGCUCCCAAUCGCCAUCCUGAACAUUGGACCCACUAGGUCGGAUGACUUGGCUUGCUUGAAGCUGGAUUCCCGCUGUGGAGAGUUACUGCCCUUAAUAGACCCACAGUGACCGAGGUCUGGUGCUCAGAAGCUGCAAAUGGACUGUUCCCAUUGAGCCCUGUUGCUAAAGAUCCCUAAGGAUUCUUCCCUGACCUUCAGGCUAAUGGAAGCUGAUGGGUUUCAUCCUAUAGAGGGCGACAAAGCAGUGUCUACAGCCAGUCCCCUGCUGCAUGGUGCUGUUUACAGACCAGCCGUCAGCAUCCAUGAGCUGGGUCCCUGAGAGCUGCCAUCCUCCACAAGAAAGGCUUUUUCAAGAGGAGCUGCUCUUUUUUUUUUUUUUUUUUUUUUUUUUUG
Molecule: messenger RNA, 1458 nt
Organism: Mesocricetus auratus (golden hamster)
Lineage: Eukaryota; Metazoa; Chordata; Mammalia; Rodentia; Cricetidae
Gene: Sirt4
Product: sirtuin 4
Exons: 5
Coding region: 239-1174 (311 amino acids)
Molecular function (GO): NAD+ binding; NAD-dependent protein lysine deacetylase activity
Source: RefSeq, a predicted model, not a curated record